UGAAGCCGGUGCAGCCGACGCUGGUUGAUGUUUGAGUACUCCUUUCAAAAUUUUAAGAGCUCUUAUUUUAAUCGGUCAUUCUUAUCAUUUGAAAUAAAUCUAGAUGCGUGCAGCGGAACCUUCAGCUACAAUAAUCCCACGUUGGUGCAGCCUUCCCGGUCCGUGCGAAGCGCUCUAGGAUUCGCCCAAGGAAGCAGGGGCCGUCGCGCGUCCCCCCACCCCGGCGAUCCCGAGCCGGGGAGUUUUGAGGGGUCCGAAGCCGAGGACUUCUUUCCCGACGAGUGCGCCGGCUCUUCGGGGGCGUCGUCUGGGAGCAGGGCGUCGACGUCCAGGUCGUCCAAGACCAAGGCCGCCAAGGCCGCCAAGGCCAAGCAACGUGCCAAGACCAGCGCCAAGGCUGCCAAGGGCGCCAAGGGUGCGGCCGGCGCGCCGACCACCGAGGAGCCGGGCACUCCGACGACCGCGCCGUCCGAGCCGGGCGACAUGGCGGCCACCGAUGACGACGGCCAACAGGCCGCCGACCUGCAGCUGAAGAUGACGAGCCACCUAGUGAUGUGGCGCAUCGGGGCCGUGGUGGGCGUGUCCGUGCUGCUGGCGUGGCUGAUCGGGGCGGUCGGCCUGUCGCUGGCCUGGCUGCUGCUGCUGCUGGCCGCCCUGGGCACCGCCUGGCCCUCCCUGCCCGGCAUCGUCGCGGACGCGGUCCGCCGCGAGACGGUGAGGGUGCGCGUGCGCCGCGCCCUGUGCCAGGACGAGACGGCCGAGUGGUUCAACUUCCUGCUGCACCGAUGGUGGACGUUCAGCUCCAACUCGCUGCUGACCACGCUCAAGGAACGCCUCGAGCCCCUGCUCAACGAGGCGCGGCCCUCCAUCGCUGAGAGUCUGGAGCUGCGUGAACUGUGCCUGGGCUCCAAGACGCCGCUGCUGACCGGUCUGCGAGCCACCGACCUCGUGGCCGGCCGCUGCGUGCCCUUCUCGCUGUCCUCGCUGCUGGGGGGGCCCGGGCUGCAAGGGCCGGCCAGCGGCAGGGCAGGCUCCCCCCCGCUGGCGCCCUGCCACCGAGUGGCGCUGCGGGCCGACGUCCAGCUGGAGCCCAGCGACGACUUUCGCUGCGUCCUGCGAGCCCGCAUCAGGGGAGUGGGCGUGGACAUGGAGAUGGCCAUCGAGAAGCUGCACCUGAGCGGCACCGUCCUGGCGACCCUCACCCUGGACAUCAACGCCCCAUUCCCGCACAUCACGCACCUGUCCAUCGCCUUCGUCGAGAAGCCCGACAUCUGGUUCAGCGUGCGCGUCCUCAAGGCAGUGCAGGCCAUGGAGGUGCCGCUGCUCAAGACGUGGAUCCACUCGCUGGUGCUGGACGCCCUGAUGACCACCCUGGUGGACCCCGGCCAGCUGGACUUUGUGCUCAUGUCGCCGGACUGCCCGAGGCCGGCCAAGGAGGCCACCGACAACGACAGCCUCGCCUGCGGCGUGCUCACCCUCACGCUGUCCAGCAGUGCGGGCGGUGCGGGCUCCGGGCCGGACGAGGGCGGCGCGCGCUGGCUGGUGCUGACGCUGGGGUCGCAGCGCCGCACCUGCCAGCUGUCGUCCCAGUCCCAGUCGGCCUCGGAGAGCGUGUCGUUCCUGGUGAGCGCGGCGCAACUGCAGCCCUCGGCCACCUCGGCGGAGCGGCUGCAGGUGAAGCUCAAGGCCAAGCGGCUGGUGGGCGCGCUGACGCUCGCCCAGUACGAGCUGCCCCUGUCGGCCUACGUGAUGGAGUCGGCGUACGCGGCGGACUCGCCUUCGGACGGUGCGCGCUCCAGCCUCGUGGUGGACACGGUGCUGCGCAAGGUCAGCAAGGCGUCCUCGCUGCAGCAGGCGCCCAACAUCAACGUGCGCCUCGAAUACACGCCGCUCCCCCCCAUGCAAGCCAACCAGCCCGAGCUACCCAUGUCAAAUGGCACCGACUCACUACAGGGUGGUGUUCUACAUGUUGUGAUCCAUGGUGCGGAAGGACUGUCACCUUCGGAUCAAAAUGAAUGCAACCCGUACUGCAUGAUAUUCAACAAUCGACAGAAAGUGAAAACUACCCACUACAUGCGCGGGACCACGUCCCCAGCGUGGGAAUCUCGCACCCAACUGCUCGUGUCUGAUUUCUCUCAAACAUCUCUGUCAUUUGUUGUCUGCUCAUGGAGCUCUGCUAAAAUGGCAGACACAGACCUUCUCGGGGUGGCUGUUUUAAAUAUGGCUAAUACUGAAAGGAGAUUGGCACAACGGCAUCUGGCUCUCACUGGCAAUAGUGCUGCUGCAAACAUCACUGUUUCUGUUGCGUUCCAGCCGGUAGCCUCAGUAUCUGUAUCUAAUUCUAUAUCAAGACUAGGAACUGGAAGUCUUCAUGAAAGGGACAGACAGCGCCCUGCUUCUCCAGACCAAAGAAAUAUUGAUGACUUCUCCACUUUUACGAGGGGAAAGCGCAACAGUAAUACAUGGAUGCAUCAAGCUAAGAUGCUUUUAACUCACAAAGAUAAUGAUACAAGUGUAUCCGAUAUUAGCAAUCUUCUUUCAAAUGGUCAAGGAUUGAUUGAAGUCAGCUUUUUUAGAGCACGGAACCUUGUGGCCAAGGAUUUGAAUGGCUUUAGUGAUCCAUAUUGUGAAGUGAAAGUAAAUGGAGAGUGCAAAUAUAAGACUAGUAUCCAAAAGAAGACUUUAAACCCUGUAUGGGAAGAAAGCACUAUCACAGGGAUGCCAAAUCACUCUGAAAUAUUGGAGAUAUUAAUUUGGGAUCAUGACAUUUUUGGCAUGAAAGAUUUUCUUGGCAGUAUAACUUUUACCUGUGAUGAAAUAAGACGUUGUUCUGCUAUUGAUGCUCCUCAGUGGUUUCAACUUCAGAACACUAAAUCUGGAAGUGUUGAAAUUAAAAUGAAAGUGAUAUCUGAUAUGGAAAUGGAGAGUUGCAGCAGUUACGCACCUAGCACUGCUCCAAGUGUGAAUAGUUGCACCAGUUCACCCCGCCUUCCCAUCAAAACUGAGAGUGACAGAGACUCUAAUUAUAGUUUUAAACCGAUAAUUAGACGACCCUCGAUGGAGCGUUCACGCCUUAAGCUGCAUGUUGAUCCACCCCCUCCUCCUCCGAGAACUGUCACUCUUCAACACAAAGGAACAAAUAAGGAAGCACCCAAUUCAUUGGUGGGGAAUGCAAAUUCAACUGAGACAACUUUGAACUCAUCAGAAAUAAAUCUCAACAAAGUGAAUGGCAAUGGUGUUCAUAAUCAAUUGAGUGAAUCCAUGCUUGCUAGUGGUAGUUGGAGCCCAGUCAAUUCAGCCACUUCAUCACCUUUGCCUGUGCCUCGGCUUUUGGUCACAUCACCUCAUAGCAGUGCGCAUAGUUCGCCGGGUCGAUUUUCCUUACGAUCACACAAGCCACCUUUGAGUGGACUCAGUCCCAGUGGCACUCACUCAGGCUUUGAGGCCAAUGAUGAGAGCCCAUUCAAGAAAGGAAACGAAUACAGCAGCUUAAGGAUCAUGAAACAGAAGGUAAAACAAGGUCUUCGUUUGAGAAGGUUCCGAUCAGAAAUUAAUUUUUAUGAGGAAAAGAAUGGGAAAAAUAGUGCAUCAGGGAUAACACUUCAACCUCGAAGUGCAGAAGAAGCAGAUGAAUCUGAAAUGCUGCAUGGAGAGCCAUUGUCUCACGCUGUGUCGCAACCUAGCUUAUUCUCGUCCAAGCCCAAAAGACCAACAGAUCUGAAGGGGCUUGCAAGUCCUCGUCCAGACACUUAUGUAGGUGUAGAGGGCAAAGUUCUUCAAGCACAGGGACUGCAUGUUGCCCAUGUUGCUCAGCUCUACUGCCGCGUCAAACUGCAGACAGUAGUCAGUCCAGAGAAACAGACCAGACUGAGUAGCAAUAGUGCAACUGGAAAAACGGUUGGAAAGUCCCGUCUUCUUCCUGCUGUUCCAAAUCCACGAUUUGAUCUCCACUUCCAAUUGGAUUCAUCAUCGCCAAUCCCGAGACAAGCUGCACUGCUCUUUGAAAUACGGAGUGCCAGCAAAGACAUUGUGGCUUCCAGGCGCAUCACUCUUCAAGAUUUACUGUCAGCUGCUGCCCCAGACACAAAUGAAGUGCACACAUGGUUGGCUUUAAACAAUGGAGCCUCUGUCGAAGUAGAAGUUGCCCAUGGCAGAGAGUUAAAGAAACCUGCUCGCAAAAUUUUUCGCAGCUGGUCUGUACAUCGCAUUGGCAAAAUUUGAUAACACCAAGAAUAUUCAGGUGUGUAGUUGAUGCAAUAUCUUCUUUUUAAGAAUAUGACUGUUGUAAUUAUUAAUUAUUCUUAUUCAUAGCUAUGAACUGAAUUGUGUAUGUGAUUUUUGUAUAAAUGUAAUUUAAAUAGAUUCCAAUUGUAUGGGAACAGUCACUUUUUCCAGAACCCAUAAGCAAAAGAUAAACUAGUGAAAUAAAAUAUUUUUUUAAAGA
Molecule: messenger RNA, 4444 nt
Organism: Thrips palmi
Lineage: Eukaryota; Metazoa; Arthropoda; Insecta; Thysanoptera; Thripidae
Molecular function (GO): lipid binding
Source: RefSeq, a predicted model, not a curated record